Messenger RNA from Clupea harengus (Atlantic herring), 2814 nucleotides. RefSeq names its product membrane palmitoylated protein 2b (gene mpp2b). Lineage: Eukaryota; Metazoa; Chordata; Actinopteri; Clupeiformes; Clupeidae. The transcript has 13 exons. Gene Ontology annotation, molecular function: protein binding. Bases 759 to 2402 code for a protein of 547 amino acids. The record is from RefSeq and is a predicted model, not a curated record.
AUGCCAGGGUGCUUUAGUAAAUUGGCCACCGGUUUUACGCAGAGCAACGCUGUUAUCAGUGAUAGUUUGCGUUAGUCGCCGUGGGGACCACUGCUUCGUCAGUUCUGUCAAAUUAAACUGAUUGUAGGUCUGCAUAACUGUGAGCACCGUUGACACGAUUUGGAAUCCCCGCUCAAUCAUCGCUUUUAGCCAGGAGUGUUUCGAACAGCUUCAGAGAGUAAGGGCUUCAGUCAUCGAUGCUUUGUUUCGCGUCUGCUAAAAUCUGCGAGCCGUGUGACCGUCUGCUACUGGAGCGCACGGGCAAGGAAUUUGUUGCAUCACUGCAAUCUAGACAUUAAAACUCACAUGCGGCGCUCUGUGCUUGCCCGUUCUGAUUUAUGGCGGUGACUUGAAUUAUGCCACUGAGGUAUCAGAGGAGUGGAUUCUUCAAGUUAUUACAUAUCGCCUUGGACCAUACAUCUACCAUUUGCUAUUUGGUUGUUUUCCGUUCAUUCUCCACGCUCACAUACACACCCACUGAGACUCAAAGGGUGGAGGUGGAGGAGGAAGAAGGAUGUAAUUAAACACGGAAGUAGUGGAAGACGGAGCAUGCUGUUGCUGAUUGCGUAUCGCACCAUACCAGCUUGACUGAAAGCCGGCCUUCUAGUGGCCAUUGCGUGUGUCAUCGGCGUCAGCAACAACUGAUACACUCUGUUGACUUGGACUUUAUAUACAGUGUCAAAGCGUUGUAGGACAUCGUGAAGGUACAGAUCGCCAACAUGCCGGUUGCAUCGUCAAGCUCUGACUCUGCCAUGCAUCAGGUCAUGGACACCCUGAGUGACAGCACCAGCUCCACUACGGCCAACGACCUUGACCUCAUAUUCCUCAAGGGCAUCAUGGAGAGUCCAGUGGCCCACGAACACUACGAGGAGCCAAAGCUGGAGGCAGUGCGCGAGAACAACGUGGAGCUGCUGCAGGACAUCCUGAGAGACCUCACACCCCUCACAGACCACAGCACUGCGGCCGACGAGCUGGCACGCAUCCUCAAGGAGCCACACUUUCAGUCCUUACUGGAGACACAUGAUUCGGUGGCGUCCAAGACCUACGAGACCCCGCCCCCCAGCCCCUGUGCCUUCAUGGACCACUCCAUGAACAACCAGCCCGUGCCCCCUGACGCCGUCCGCAUGGUGGGCAUCAGGAAGGUGUGCGGGGAGCAUCUGGGCGUGACCUUCCGCGUGGAGGGAGGGGAGCUGGUGAUCGCUCGUAUCCUGCACGGGGGCAUGAUCGACCAGCAGGGCCUGCUGCACGUGGGGGACAUCAUCAAGGAGGUGAACGGGCGGGAGGUGGGCUCGGAGCCGCGAGUGCUCCAGGACAUGCUGAAGGAGUCCACGGGCAGCGUGGUGCUCAAGAUACUCCCCAGCUACCAGGAGCCACACACACCCCGCCAGGCGUAUGUGAAGUGCCACUUUGACUAUGACCCCGCCCACGACAACCUCAUUCCCUGUAAGGAGGCGGGGCUUCUGUUCAGCAGUGGAGACGUCCUGCAGAUCUUCAACCAGGAAGACCUCAACUGGUGGCAGGCGUGUCACCAGAACGGGGGCAGCGCUGGCCUCAUUCCAAGCCAGGUGCUGGAGGAGAAGAGGAAAGCCUUCGUGAAGAGGGACCUGGAGCUUACCACAACAGGACCCCUGUGUGCAGGUAUGGGGGGAAAGAAGAAGAAGAAGAUGAUGUACCUGACCACCAAAAACGCAGAGUUUGACCGUCAUGAGCUACGGAUCUAUGAGGAGGUGGCGAAGGUUCCUCCGUUCCGCAGGAAGACUUUGGUUCUAAUCGGAGCACAAGGCGUGGGGCGCAGGAGCCUGAAGAACAAGCUGUUGGUGUCGGACCCCCAGCGCUACGCAACCACCACACCCUACACAUGCCGCAAGCCCAAGGUGGGGGAGAAGGACGGGCAGAUGUACCUGUUCAUGAUGCGCAGCGAGAUGGAGUACGACAUCAAGAGCGGCCGCUUCCUCGAGCACGGCGAGUACGACCAGAACCUCUACGGCACCAAGAUCAACUCCAUCCACGAGGUCAUCGACUCCGGAAAGAUCUGCAUCCUGGACGUCAACCCACAGGCACUGAAGGUUCUGCGGACAUCAGAGUUCCUACCUUACGUUGUGUUCAUCGAGGCGCCGGACUUUGAGGUUCUGAAGGCCAUGAACCGAUCGGCCAUUGAAUCAGGAGUGGUGAACAAACAGCUUACGGACUCUGAGUUGAAGAGGACAGUGGAUGAGAGUGAGAGGAUAAAGAGAGCGUACGGACACUACUUUGAUUACACCAUCGUCAAUGACAAUCUGGAGGGUGCCUACCGCAGCCUGAGGGUGGCGCUAGAGAGACUCAUGUCAGAGUACCAGUGGGUGCCCGUCAGCUGGGUCUUUUAAGACUGAAAGAGACCUGGGACAGAGAGAGAGGGGGAGAGGGAGGAGGGAUGCAGAAGAGGAGAGAGAUGGAUGGAUGAUGGAGAGAGAGAGAGAGAGGUUAGAAUAGGGAUCCAGAGACCAAGGCUUUUAUGAUGUGUACAGAAGGAGAGAGAAAGAGGGCUGAAGAAGGAGAGAGAGAGAGAGAGAGAGAGAGAGAGAGAGAGAAUGAUAUGGCCUCCAAAAACGCCAUUCCACCAGGCCGAAAGCCCUCUUAUAGGCCAGUUUCAAUGCCACUCACCCGACCCUACCGGCUUCCCAUUGGCUGUCUCUUGGGAGGGUGGUGCCAGUUAUCAUUGACUGGUUUAAGAGGAAAUCACAGAGAUGUGUGGCAGAAACUGCAGAAGUGAUGACACAUUCAGUGUGUGUGUGUGUG